GCGAUCCUGCGCACUGAAGUUGCUCCUGGUUUGGCGGAGAGUAGCCACACGGAGGCGGGGAGGGCUUUGCAUUGCAGGCGCAGGAGGCUUGGCGCGCUGCUGAGGGCCAGAGGGUUAGCAGGUCUCCCAAAGGGCAAUAUCAUGCCGCGUCCGCUGCUCUGGCGGCGGCUGCUGCUGCUGCUUCUCGGAGUCUGCGGGCUGUGUUCGGGAGACCGCAGCAGCAGCGCCCUGGAGGAGCUGGCCACCGAGAAGGAGGCAGAGGAGAGUCACCGGCAGGACAGCGUGAGCCUCCUGACGUUCAUCCUUCUGCUUACUCUCACCAUUCUCACCAUCUGGCUCUUCAAGCACCGGCGGGUCCGCUUCCUCCACGAGACUGGGCUGGCCAUGAUCUAUGGACUGAUAGUUGGAGUGAUCUUGAGGUAUGGCACACCUUCAGUCAGCAGUCAAGAUAAGGCUUUCAGCUGCUCCCAGGAAAAUCGAGCCUAUACAACUCUGUUGGUCAACAUCAGUGGGAAAUAUUUUGAAUAUACACUAAAAGGAGAAAUAAGCCCUGGAAAAAUACACAAUGUGGAACAGAAUGACAUGUUGCGGAAAGUAACCUUUGACCCAGAAGUAUUCUUCAACAUCCUGCUGCCUCCUAUUAUUUUUCAUGCUGGUUAUAGUUUGAAGAAGAGACACUUCUUCAGAAAUCUGGGGUCUAUUCUGGCUUAUGCCUUCUUGGGAACUGCAGUCUCUUGUUUCAUUAUUGGGAAUCUUAUGUAUGGUGUUGUGAAACUAAUGAAGCUUGUGGGGCAGCUCUCUGAUAAAUUCUACUACACAGAUUGUCUUUUCUUUGGAGCUAUCAUAUCUGCUACUGAUCCAGUCACUGUGCUGGCAAUUUUUAAUGAACUGCACGCUGAUGUUGAUCUCUAUGCACUGCUGUUUGGAGAAAGUGUUUUAAAUGAUGCUGUCGCCAUUGUCUUAUCUUCCUCUAUUGUAGCCUAUCAGCCCACAGGAGGGAAUGUCCAUGCUUUUGAUGCAGCAGCCUUUUUUAAAUCUGUUGGUGUCUUCCUUGGAAUCUUCAGCGGUUCUUUCAUGAUGGGGGCAGUGACAGGAGUUGUUACAGCCUUGGUAACAAAGUUUACAAAGCUACAUUGCUUUCCCUUGCUGGAGACGGCACUCUUUUUCCUGAUGUCUUGGAGCACGUUCCUGCUGGCUGAAGCUUGUGGGUUUACAGGUGUGGUGGCUGUUCUGUUCUGUGGAAUCACACAAGCUCAUUACACAUACAACAAUUUAUCAGUUGAGUCAAGAAGCCGAACCAAGCAGCUCUUUAGAAGUACUUCCCAUUUCCUGGCUGAGAAUUUCAUAUUUUCUUAUAUGGGGUUUAGCCCUGUUUACACUUUCCAGGAAGCUACCAUAUUCAGCCCUAUUUUUUCAUCAUUAGAGCUUCUUUGUCUAACUUUCUUGAUAUGAAAAUUUUUUUUCCUUGGGAGAGCUGCACACAUCUACCCACUCUCUUGGUUCUUGAAUUUGGGCAGAAAGCACAAGAUCAGCUGGAAUUUUCAGCACAUGAUGAUGUUUUCCAGAUAGAGAGGAACCAUGGCCUUUUGCCUCACAACCAUGGGCUUCAUAAGAGACACUUUAACUUAUUCUCAUCAGAUGAUGUUUACCUACAACGCUCUCUGAUGCGUCUUCUUUACCGUUUGGAUAAUUGAUGGCGGUGGCACAAACCCCAUGCUUUCCUGGUUAAAUAUAAGGUAAGCAUCUUGAGUUGGCUAGUAUGUUCCAUCGGUGGAAGAGAUGAAUGAAAGCCAGCUGGCUUACUUCAGGAUUUGGGUCGACCCAGAUCAAGACCCACCACCCAGCAACGACAGCUUUCAAGUGCUUACAAAGGAGGGUCCAGAUGUUGAAAGAAGAAACAGGACAAAGCAGGAAAGUGCUUGGAUCUUCAGGCUAUGGUAUAGCUUUGACCACAAUUACUUGAAGCCCAUCCUUACGCACAGUGGCCCUCCAUUAUCAACGACUUUUCCAAGCUGGUGUGGAUUAAUAGCUCGCUGCUUGACUAGUCCUCAGGUUUACGAGAAUCAUGAACAGCUUAGAGAUGAAGACUCUGAUUUUAUUCUUAAUGACAGUGACCUGACUUUGACAUAUGGGGACACUACAAUAACUGCUAAUGGAUCUUCUGGUUCACACACUGCUACUACUAGCCUUGAUGGCAGGAAGACAAAAAGUAGCUCGGAGGAGGCUCUAGAAUGUGAUUUGGGAACAGAAGCACCUGAGGUGAUGAGCAGAGGGACUCGGCUAGUAUUUCCACUAGAUGCAUAAUUGGCUCAGUCAAGACAGCAAUAUGCCCAAGGAUCCAAGAUGGCUGCCAGUCCCAAUGUCAAUGGAGGUGCAUAGCAAGUUCAAUUAAUAUCUCUUGUACAAGUGGUUUAUUAAGGUCUGGCAAGGCCAAUCUCAACCCUCUCUCUCUUAACUUAAUGUAAAAUCCUGACAUUUUCUAAACCAGACAACUGAAAAAUUGGGUCAGUGUCUCUUAAAAAUGCAUACUUGAAAUUUAAAGCAGCAUGCUGUAAUCAUCUCAUUGUGCUGCAAUACUAGUCUGAUGAGAGUUGUUGGGAUAUUAACUGUCAUAACGGGCCAACAACAAAAGCUUUUGGACUGGAAAGGAAGAGAGGAUGCUAAUGUUUGUCAUGGAUGAAAAGUGCAAUGUUUAUUUGACAUUUACUUGAAAAAGGUAGGAACAAGACAAUUAUACAAUUCAAAAUAUCAACAUCAGCAACAUUGUUCUGAGAUGUGUCACUGAGAAACAAAGCUCCAUUUCAUUUCAGGGGAAUUUUUUUUAAAAGUCCUUGCUAGUGUCUCAAAGGGGAAGUGUACUCUCUUCCCAGUAACAUGGAAAAUGUAUUGAAAAUGCUGUUCAGAAAUCCAUGGUUGCAUCAUAAGCAAGUCUGUUUGCUAUCCAAAAUAUAUAUUCCCUGUCUCGUGCCCUUAUAUCAGGUUCUCUUGCUAAAAUCAUAGAAUUCCUUGGCGGAAGGAAUGACUAGUGACCCAGGACAACUGUAGAUUGUGACCAUCCUCUUCACAAGUGCAAGAGUGUCAUACUAUGAAUACAAAGUAUUAAACACAAUGCUGUUUCCUGUUCAAGAUGCACAGUUACUCAUAGCAUCUGGUUCAAGAUCCAGUUUCGUUUCUGGAUUUAAAUUGUGUGUCUUUAAUCAAGGAGGAUAAGCCAACCCAAAACACGAUGUUUAUGUCAGAGCAAAAACAAAAUGCUUCUGUUUCUCUGGGAACCAUGUGGAUGUGUUAGCAGCAUGUUACACUGUUAUCCAGAUACUUUAAACUGGUGCUGUGCCUUUUUCCUGUAAUAAUAGAAGAAUAUCAUGUUGUAAUGUGAAAAGAGAAUCCUUUAAACAGGAUCCAACAAAUGAAUGACCUCAAACGCAAUCAGAUCCCCUCCACUUCCCUGCAUGGGAGCUCAGCUACCGCAAGCAGGAUUCAAUGUAAUGUUUUGACUGUAAUAGGUAGGGUUUUUCUUGAACCAACUACUGUGUAAUUUAAUUGUGUCAAAUAUGCUUAGGGAGAUCUUUUAAAAAUUCCCCUUUUUUGCCUACUACCAUGAAAACCAUCUUUUACUUGCCAUUUUAUCUUAGUUUGUUUUGUGAAGCAUAAAUGAAAUUUGAACCAACCUAAUAAAGUUCAUAAUUCUC
Messenger RNA from Sphaerodactylus townsendi, 3689 nucleotides. RefSeq names its product solute carrier family 9 member A7 (gene SLC9A7). The record is from RefSeq and is a predicted model, not a curated record. Gene Ontology annotation, cellular component: membrane; recycling endosome. Lineage: Eukaryota; Metazoa; Chordata; Lepidosauria; Squamata; Sphaerodactylidae. Gene Ontology annotation, biological process: sodium ion transport; proton transmembrane transport; regulation of pH. Gene Ontology annotation, molecular function: sodium:proton antiporter activity.